Lampris incognitus (smalleye Pacific opah) is the source of this 3628-nucleotide messenger RNA. It is a transcript of the gene usp38, whose product is annotated as ubiquitin specific peptidase 38. The record is from RefSeq and is a predicted model, not a curated record. The transcript has 13 exons. Gene Ontology annotation, molecular function: cysteine-type endopeptidase activity; cysteine-type deubiquitinase activity. Gene Ontology annotation, cellular component: cytosol; nucleus. The coding region runs from base 89 to 3097 and encodes 1002 amino acids. NCBI's taxonomy places the organism in Eukaryota, Metazoa, Chordata, Actinopteri, Lampriformes, Lampridae. Gene Ontology annotation, biological process: protein deubiquitination; ubiquitin-dependent protein catabolic process.
CUUUACUCGCCAAAGACGGCCAAGGUCCACUGGCGCAGUUAGAUAUUCCGGUCGGAUGGUAUUGUCAUGAUUUCUUUGGGCUGUCAUCAUGGACAAGAUUUUGGAGGCCCUCGUCAGCUCCAAUCACUCUGUUCCAGUGAAGAAGGCCAUUGUGAAGAGGGUCGUUGAAGCGGCUGAGAGAGAAGUGACAGAGGAGCAAUGCCAGGCGUUAUAUACUGUCACCACCCGUCUCAUCUUAUUGGGUGAAGAUGUUUUUCAGAAACAGGUGGGCUUCCAAGUUAUGGAAGCCUAUGCUCGCUACCAUCGCGCCGAGUUUGAGCAGUUCUUCACUAAAGACUUUGUUCUUGCUCUGCUGCAGCAAGGUUACUGUCAGCUUGACCGUAAAGACCCAGCCAUAAUGGACUACAUUCACUGCUGUUUGCGACUGCUCAUCAGCUGCCCCUCGGUGCUAGAUAUCUUCACUGUCAUCCAGGUGGAGGUUUUAAGGAUAGUGUGCGAGCGUCCUGAGCCUUUCCUUUGUGCCCGACUAAGUGCCCUGCUGGCAGACUUUGUGCAGUGCAUCCCCAGGGACAAGUCAGCUGUUCUAUUCUGCCAGCAACUUGUAAGGACCAUUAGCUACUUCCACUGCCCUGCUGGCCAGGAGCGGGAGCUGAGGGAGUAUGUGGGUCAAGUGACUAAGGUCAGCACACUACUGCAGAACAUCUGGAAGGCUGAACCAGCCACAUUGCUACCCUCACUGCAAGAGGUCUUUGCAAUAAUUUCUUCCACUGAUUCUGGCUUUGACCCAUCCAUUGCCCUGGCCAGCCUGGUUCAGCACAUACCCCUCCAGAUGAUCACAGUGCUUAUCAAGAGCCUCACCACAGACCAGAAUGUCAAAGAUGCUAGCAUGACAAAGGCACUCUGCAGAAUGAUAGACUGGCUUUCCUGGCCUCUGGCCCAACAUGUUGACACCUGGGUCAUUGCUCUGCUGAAAGGACUGGCUUCAGUACAGAAAUUCACCAUCCUCAUAGACGUCACUCUGCUCAAGAUUGAGUUGGUGUUCAAUCGUCUGUGGUAUCCAAUUGUGCGGCAAGGGGCACUAGUUGUACUGUCCCACAUGCUACUAAGUUUCCAGCACUCUCCUGAGGCUUUCCAUUUGGUUGUCCCACGUGUGGUUCCUCUUGUUCAAUCGCUGAGGACUGAUGGCCUCCCGAGCAGCAAGGCUUUUUUGCUGCAGUUCACUGACCUCAUACAUUGCAUGAUAUAUCAGUACUCGGGCUUCCCUGAACUCUAUGACCACAUACUAGAAGCCAUCAAGGAUCUGACAAAACCUGGAGAGGAAAAGAUCAAGCUGGUUUUGAAUCAGAGUGCUUGGACAUCUCAGUCUAGCUCAUGUGCUUCAGGUUUGCUGAGGCAUGUUGGGAAGUCUGAGACUGGCAAGACUGGCCUGAUCAACCUGGGAAAUACCUGCUACAUGAACAGCAUCAUCCAGACCCUCUUCAUGGCCACUGAUUUCAGGAGGCAUGUUUUAUCGCUGCAUCUAAACGGUGCUAACGUGCUGAUGAAAAAGCUUCAGCUACUUUUUGCCUUUCUUGGCCACACUCAGAGGGCAGCAUAUGCUCCCCGGAACUUCUUUGAGUCGUCUCGGCCUCCCUGGUUCAAUGCAGGCUCCCAGCAAGACUGCUCCGAGUAUCUCCGCUUUCUCCUAGACAGGUUGCAUGAAGAGGAAAAAACCCUUCAACUCCUGGAGUCAGCCAAGCCAAAGGCUGUCUCCUCAGGCGUCACUGCCAGCAAAGACUUGGUGGAUCAGCCAUGUACCCAGGGAGGUGAAGAGAGGACUCUGAUAGAAAGGAUGUUUGGUGGGAGACUGAGUACAGGCAUUCGCUGCAUGCAGUGCAACAGUAUUUCUGAGAAAGAGGAGCCAUUUACAGACCUAUCUUUAGCUUUCUGCCCCUCCACCACUUCCAAGGGGGGUCCUCAAACGGAGGCAUCCUUGGAGGAGCCCAAAGGACCUAGCCAGGGAUCAGUCAAUGGCGGCAGUGAAGCUCCCGAGCAAGGCUCAGUAAAGCCCCCUGUGAGCAGUGUCCAUUUUUUGUCUGUGACAAAUGAACCUCCUCUCUCAGUGCCUGACCUGGUGAACUAUUUUCUGGCUCCAGAGAUCCUCGAUGAAGAGAAUGCCUACUUCUGUGAAAAGUGCAGUUCACUCCAGCAAGCAGUUCGGACCAUAAAGGUGGUAACAGCACCAGAGUACCUUAUCCUCACCUUGCUGCGAUUUUCUUAUGAUGCCAAAUGCCAUGUUCGAAGGAAGAUUCUGGACAAUGUCACCAUCCCACCACUCAUGAGACUACCUAUGCAUGCCUCUUCAUCAACCAGAGAUCCCUCAUCCCUACUGAAAGUGGACUCCCCAGAGAGCAUUGAGAACCAGGCUAAGAAGCUCAAACCUUCACAGAAGGAUGAGGAGGAAGAGGUCCAAUCAGUGCCCUAUGUCCUUAGCUCAGUGGUGAUGCAUUCUGGGGUAUCAUCGGAGAGUGGCCACUACUACUCUUAUGGUCGUGACUUUAAUGGGGCAGAUGGAAGGCAACAUCCAGCCAAUCACUUUGUUCAGGAGGAAGAUUUGGGCAACGGUCAGAUAGAGCUUAGCCCUGCCACUUGCUCUGCUUUUACUAUUCCCCCAAAAGAAACAGAGGCACUUAUUUGUCGGGGCCAGGAGGCAAAGGAUUGGCUACUGUUUAAUGAUAGUCGGGUGACAUUCACAUCUUUCCAGUCAGUGCAAAAUGUUACCAGCCGCUUUCCCAAGGACACAGCGUAUGUGCUCAUCUACAGGAAACAGGAUCUGACAGAAUGCAACAUUAAUGAGGGAGUGGCGUCUAAUGGAAUGAGAUUGAGUACCGAGCCUCCCCUCCAAAAAGAACUGUUGGACGCCAUUACCAAGGACAACAAACUGUACUUACAGGAGCAGGAGCUGAACGCUCGGACCCAGGCUCUACAGGCUUCAUCGUCCUCUUGCUCAUUCAGGCCCAAUGGUUCAGAUGAUAAUGACCCUCCAGGUAGCUGUGGUCCCUCUGGCGGAGGGGGAGGGGGAGGAGGCUUAAACACCAUCAGCAGACUGGUCUUCUGAAAAAAGGCUGUAAGAGAUGCAUUGAACUGGCACUAAAGAAAGCUCUGGGUCACUCUUGGAUGUACACGUGACUCAAUAAAAACAGCACUGGAGAUGUCUAAGGACACACAACCACAAAUAUACUCACACGGAUACAGACACCUGUUGGAUUUAGUACUAGCCUAGAUUUUGCUUUGAGAUUUUGAAUAAACAUUGAAUUUUAUUUGAAUUAUUUAAUUAUUUAGUCUAGUUUUGAUCAAGUGGUAGUUGUGUAAAAUAGGAUUGUUGAGAAUUCAGGAUAGGAUAUGAUUGUGGAGAAUCCAAUUCAACACUUGGAGACACACUCACAUUGGCCGCAUUUUAGAUUUGAUAUUGCACCCAAAUAUAACAUUAGAGAAUCUAGCUUGUCAUUGGUCUAUGACCAUAACUCAUAAGUCACAACGCUCUAAUGCUGCGUUCCAUUCAUAGUUUGAGGUCGGAAUUUCCAAGUUGGACUUGUCAAUUUCCGACCUCCAAGCGUUCCAGGUGCACGACGCCAAACGUAAACAAAAA